This is a messenger RNA of Bactrocera tryoni, 630 nucleotides long. RefSeq lists its product as uncharacterized. Lineage: Eukaryota; Metazoa; Arthropoda; Insecta; Diptera; Tephritidae. The record is from RefSeq and is a predicted model, not a curated record. The coding region runs from base 135 to 608 and encodes 157 amino acids. The transcript has 4 exons.
GUAUUUACUUAUGCGUUUAUUAGUUUUACUGCAAUCGCGUAUAAUUUUUGAGGAUGAGAUCAUAAGGCGCACUGCACCAAAAUGCAUUAUUAUUAAAGUGACGGUGCUUGAAGGUUUAAUUAAAUACGGCUGAAAUGGUGGAAUAUUUUUUCUGCUGUCCUUUGGCGUAUGCUGCUAAGUUCUUCGGUUGGUUGGGUGGCAUUUCUUCAGCGCUACUAUGCAUCUUCUGUGCCAUCUGCCUGGGAAGAGUACAUGAAAUUAUCGCCAGUGAAUAUUAUCGUAAAUAUAUUAGAGCUGAAUACUCUGAGGAGGCGCUCACCAUCAUCAUUGCUUUAUAUAUGGUCCUAUUUAUCAUCUCAAUGGUCACUCAUAUAUGCUUGGUUGUCGGUACAAUGAAGAGAAAACAUAAUUUAUUGCUGCCAUGGACUAUUGAGACCCUAUUCAAUUUAGGAUUAACAUUGCUAUUAUAUCUCCGCGACGCACAAUUUUCUUGGAUAAGUUUAAUAGUUUUGGUUCUUAAUUUAUAUUUUUGGUAUGCCAUGGUGUCGCUUUAUGGGAAAAUUAGAGAAGGAAAUGAGAGGCGAUCAAAUCGCAAUGUAAAUGUAUAGUUCGAAACGGGAGAAAAUUAAU